CUAUUUUAAUAUAGUCGACCAAGUCAGGCGCAAACGGUUCUGUGUAAUAAAGUGGUAAUAAGUGAGCUGAACUAAUGUCUUUAGCGGAAUCAGGAAUUCAAAGAACUACGACAAAUCUUCCCUCUCUUCUCUUGUUUAGUUUACUGUGACAGUUGUGGACGAAGGGUGUACAGCGUCAGUGUCAGUUACUAGACAUGAACGUAUUUAGAUAGGGAUGUUGAAUGCUGAGUUCCUUAGUUUUAAGGUUACAGGACCCAAUGAUUUACACUUUAUAUGGAUUCGCAAUAUUUUUUUUGGUGUUUUGGUGUGCACUAUGGAUAAUUCACUUGUUAGCAAUAUUUUAUGGUAAAUACAGACUGCAUAGAAAGGUUAAACCCUUGUCUACAGAUGAACCUUACCCCGGUGUCUCAAUUUUAAAGCCCCUAAUGGGGACUGAUGCCCAUUUGGUCUCUAACUUGGAGACCUUUUUUACCAUGAAUUAUCCAAUGUACGAAAUCCUUUUUUGUGUCGAAGAUGCAAAAGACCCAGCAAUAGAUGUAGUUAACGCAUUAUUAAAAAAAUACCCCAACGUUCAAGCUGAAGUUUUCAUUGGCGGCUCAAAUGUUGGUGUCAAUCCAAAAAUUAAUAACAUGAACCAAGCAUACGAAGCGUCUAGUUAUGAUUUAAUUCUCAUAUCGGAUAGUGGUAUAAGAAUGAAAGAAGAUACUUUACUUGAUAUGGUAGAACAUCUGACUGAAAAAACUGGCAUUGUACACCAGAUGCCUUUCACAUCUGAUUUUAGACCUGGAUUUGCAGCCACCUUAGAAAAGAUCUAUUUUGGUACUGCACAGUCAAGGAUGUACUUAGGGGCAGAUUUAUUAGGGGUCAACUGUCACACGGGCAUGUCAACACUAAUGAGGAAGACUGUUUUGGAGGACCAGGGUGGUUUGAAAAAAUUUGGCUGUUAUUUAGCUGAAGAUUUUUUUAUAGCUAAGUCAUUCCUCGAUAACGGAUGGAAAACUGCCAUUAGUAGUCAGCCUGCUCUACAAAACUCUGGUAUCUGUGAUGUAAAUAGUUUUCAAGCCAGACUUACAAGGUGGGCCAAAUUACGGGUGGCCAUGUUACCUACAGUCAUAAUUCUUGAACCACUCUCCGAGUGCAUGGUGAUCGGAGCUUGUGCAGCUUGGGCGGCCAGCCUGUUGUUCCGAUGGGAGCCCCUAGUUUUUUAUUUAAUUCAUAUAUUGGUAUGGUUCUUGUGUGAUUGGAUGUUGUUAUCAAUAAUACAAAACGGAUCUUUACCUUUCAAAAGAUUCGACUUCAUCAUUGGAUGGCUGUUUCGUGAACUGUCCGGUCCAUACCUGUUCCUUGUAGCUCUGUGUCAUCCAGAAAUUAAAUGGCGUAACCGUGUAUUUAAACUGACUUGGGGUGGUAUGGCGCAGGAAGUCAAACCCUGAAUCAAAGAUUAAAUUGUCAAGCGAGACUUCAAUAUACCAGUUAUAUCAAAUACCUGAUGUACAUUUUUUUUUAUUAUUGUAUUUGAUUUCGUUAUCUAUUAUUUAUUUAUUUGAUUUUUGUUACGUGUUGAGAAAUGACGGGUACUUUUUUCGUUUGUUACACUUUGUGGCAUACCAGUUUUUGAUAAAAUAGCUAAACAACGUCAUAAGUUUGAGUUAACUUUAAAAACAAUUUAAGUAAUAUUUGAACCAUAUCACAUACAGUUUUCCCUGUGGUUUCGACGUGUCUGUGAUUCAAAAGAUUACUUGUACGUAUUUACGUAUUACGUAUAUAUGUUACAGUGAAAGUUGACGUUUCAGGGAAGGUUAACCUUUACUAGUCACGGUCGACUCUCGCUGGGCAUCUUAGUGAAAGUUGAAUUCUGAAAUAACAAGAUCAACUUUCACUAGUGAAGGUUGACCAUUCUUAGUGAACGUCAACCUCCCCUACAGCAGUCUAGGGAAAGUUACACAGACGUACAAACAAGAUCAACAUCCACUAGUGAAGGUUGACAAUUCCUAUAGUGAAUGACAACCUCCUCUACAACAGUCUAGGGAAAGUUAGAGAGAAAUAAAAGACUAAUCUUAAAUCACGUAUACUUUUAUAACAAAAGUAAAUUUAGAAUUUGAAAGAUGAACAAAUAAGAACAAAAUAAAACGUGAAACUAUAGUCUACAAUUUAAAGACUAUAAUAGAGACGAAAAUACUAUAGUCAACAAUAAUAAAAUUAUUUGUUGCAACAUGAUAAUGCUUUAUGGCAUUUGGAAUUGCAUAAAACAUUGUUUUUUAUGCAGUAACACUUCUUUGUUUGGCACUUCUUGUUACAACUGCACUUAAAAAAUCCUUGCCCACUUCCGGUUGACUGAGUAGUAGCAACUGUUCGUAAAGUAAGUGUCUUUUCCAUUGGAAUUUCAUCUUCUUUUAUAAUGUUUACUGGACAAGUAUUAAACUGGGAUCUGCAAAUAAAAAGAUACUUGCAGGCUUAAAUGUAAAAUUACUAAUUAUUAUACUAUGCGGUAUUAAAUACGUUCAAACAAGUUAAACUUCAUAAAAGUAUUAAAAAUGUAAACUAAAUUGACGACAGGUCAAGGUCGUUCGCCCGCCGUGCACAUCCGCCAGAUGUUCAACAUUCCCUAGGCUGAUUCCGUGAAGGUUCACCUUCCCUAGUGAAAGCUGAUAUAUAUUUUCUACUAUCAACAUUCACUGGUCAUUUCAGUGAAGGUCGACAAUCACUAGCGACGGUACACCUUGACUAAUAUUCAGCUUUCACUGUAACAUAUAUACCUACAACAGAAUAAUAUCUGUAUUGCCAAACUUUAGACUAUGUUGAUUGCAAUUUUCGAUUUUUAACCUCAAAUAGAAUUUUUUAUUUAUAAAAGUAAUCUCUAGAAAAUAUGGUAUGUUGAAGUUAAGCCGUUUUUGUAACAAGGCUGCCAUUUACUUGAAUUUCUAAAAAAAUUGCAAAGCUGAAUUUAAAGACAAAAAAAUCUAAAUAACCAAUUUGUAUUAUACAGAAUAUACCUUAAAUGUAUGUAAAGUUAGCUGUUAUGUAGUAGAAGCAUUUUAUUUACAGGUUCAUUAUUUUCUUUAUAAAAUUUCUUUAUUCUUUAAUUAAAAACUGAACAUUCUUAUUAUUCUUUUAAACUAGUAUAUACGCACACCCAAACUUAUAUGGAAUCAUCUGAUAUUUCCUAUUAUUUCGCGCGAAUUUAAAAAACCGAAUGCACGAAGUCAAACAAUAUUUAUGUUAAAGCAAUCUAAUAACAAAUACAUAACAAUUAAAUAAAACAAUAAAGUAUUUAACAAACAAAUUGAAACUAUGUAGUUGUUUUAAAGUGAAUAACAUAAUAAAUUUCAAUGUUACAACGAAUCAUGUUUAAAUUGUUUUUAUUUAUUGUUUUUGUUUUUAUUGGUAGUCAGUCUUAUCACCUCGUGAUAAGACUGUGGGCACGCUCCUAAUCAAAUUAUCAACAUUUUGUUGUGGUAGGUUGCUCCAUCCUUCAAGAGCAUCUCCUACUAGCCGUGCGGUGUUUUGUGGAUUAUCCCGGUGAGCUCUAAUUUUUCUUUUAAGUAUAUCCCACAAAUACUCUAUAGGGUUAAGCUCGGGUGAGCAAGCAGGCCACUCCAAACAAGGGAUACCUUCUGCUUCAAUGAUGUCUCUAGUUACUCUAAUGCAGGGGUUCCCAAACUUUUUUGUACCACGCCCCCUUUUGUUGAAAUGAAAGCUUCUCGCGCCCCCCCCCCUUUAAAAUAAAUUGUAUGAGCCUAAAUAGGAACAAAACAAAAACAAAUAAGUAUUAGCUUGAAAACAAAACAUUUAUUUAUUCUGCCAUAAGAUACAACAAUAUCAGUUUCCAUUAAAUACAAAAAUUAUUAAUAAAAGAAAAAUAGAUUAGGUUGGUUAGUGCGAUGGAUAUGCUUGCAUUUUAUUUACUAGUAUGCUUAUUGGUGGCUGAAUUUUAGUAAGUGCACAGUACAAGUCACUACCAACAUCAAGUUUAUUCCGAUACUUUGUUUUAAUUGCCACGGGUGUUGAAAAUCGCACAAAUAGUUACUUGAAAAAGGCAAAUAUAAAUGAAGAGCUUCCCGUGAUACACUAAGAUACACUUUGAAAUAUUUGAACCAAAAUGAAGGUUUGUCAAUUAUAACAAAGUAUUUGGCAGAGGAAUCAUGCAAAAAAUAAUUUGGAUUUAUUUGCAAAGCAUCUUCUUGAAGCGAUUCAGGCAGGGAGUCUAUGUUGACAUGAAAUGGAUCAGUUGACAUUCUGUAAAUAAAAUUGUCACAAGUGUUUGGGAAGUAUUUCUGGAACUCUUCAAUUAGGCUCUCCAAAUGGUUUGAUAUUUGGAUUUUCAAACUUGAUCCUUCAUAAAUGUCCUUGAAGCGUGUUUCUUCUGAGAUUGGCUCUACUUUAGAGAAAUUUGAAUAAUUUCAGGGGUUUGCUGAUAUUUUACGCCUCCAAAGUUGAGUAACUAAGCCUCAAUCACAAUGAGUAACUACUAUAUUUGAGUCUCCACCCUGCUGUUUUAGGUUAAGGCUGUUCAACGAGUCAAAGAUGUCUGACAAAUAAGCCAAUAUUACUUGGGUACAAUGUUUUUUGAAGGCCAUGUUUAGCUCAUUUUGCUUUUGAUGUUCCAAGGUGAUUACUUCAUCUCAAAGGUCAAAUAAUCUUGCCAACAUGUUUCCUUUUGAGAGUCGUCAUCGUACUUCUGUAUGAAGUAACAGUGUUUUGUGAUCACUUUCUAAAUCUUCACAAAGAGUUUUAAACAGUCGAGUAUUCAACGCACUGUUUUUUAUGUACUUCACUACUUUAAUACACAACUUUAAGACAGCCAUAAGUUCAUUUGGAAGGGUUUUUGCUGCCAAGGCUUGUCGAUGUAUAAAACAGUGUAUCCCAAUCACAUCAGCAUUUUUCUCUAUUACUAAUUGUAAAUAGCCUGAGCGAAAACCAAGCAUUGAAGGUGCGCCAUCUGUACAUAAACUGAUCAGUUUUUGCCAAGAGAGUUCAUGUUUGUCAAAAAACUCUCACACUGCUUUCAUAACAUUAAUAGCUUUUGUUGUGGUCUCCAGUCUCCAACUCUGUAGAAAAGAGUAGCUCGUCUUUCAUUCUUUUGUUUUGAAUAUACCGAACAUAAACAAUUAACUGAUAACAUUGUGAUAUGUCAGUACUCAAUACUCUCGUCUAGUUGAAUAGCAAAAAAUGGCGAUUAUUUUACUGCAUCAACUAUCUAAUUUGUAUGUCUUCGGUCAUAUCAUCAAUGCGGCGUUUCACAGUGUUGUCGAAAAGAGGUAUUUGAAGCGGUUAAUUUUUAAUUUUAGAAAAAUAACUAAAUUUAAUUUAAUGUUCAACUUCUUUCGCGCCCCCCUGAUAUGUCCUCACGCCCCACAGGGGGGGCGCGCCCCCCAGUUUGGGAACCCCUGCUCUAAUGGUAUGUGGAGGUUCUUAUCAUGCAAGAAAAUUAAAUUUUCUCCUGUUGCACUUCUCCAGAGCCUAACUACAGGUUAUCAACAUACCUGUGAGCAGUUAUUGUUUGGAUGAAAAUUAAAGGAGUUUUUUUACGGAUCACAAUUCCUCUCCAAAACAUUACACUUCCUCUUUUAUAUUUAUGAAAAAAUCUGACAGUUUCCGUUCUUGCUUGUCUUCAUUGACCUCUAAGUACACGAUUUCGUGGGUCAUCUGAUUUUACACAAAUCCUGACUUUUUCUGAAUAUAGCAAAUUUUGUCAAUUCCCAAUGUUCCAGUUUUGGUGGUGAAGACAAAAAUUUAGGUGAUCAAUCUUAUGCUGCCUGGAUACCUCGGGAUCCCAUAACUGUCUCCUGCUGUAUACUUCUUGGCACGAACUCUUCUUCUUAUCGUUUCAACUGAAACCGUUACACCCGUAGCUUCCAAAAGCUACUUUGGAGCUGCUGGUGAGAAAUGGUUGGGUGUCUUCCAGCUAAUUGGACAAUUAAGCGAUGGUUGAGAGCCGUUAUUACUUUCUGGCGACUUUACUUUGCUUUAUUUUUGAGCUUUCCUAGUUCCUGUUACCUAGCAUAGAUUUUGGACAGAACGCCCUGUGUUACGCCUAGCCAUAGCCACCUUUACUUUACAAGCCGUGAAGAGAAAAAGGCAACGUCGCAAUUGUUGACGUCCGUAGUCUGACUUUCGGACUACCGCUUUCGAAACUACGAUUUUAAAGUACAAAUUCUGGUAAAAUUUAUAGUAUUUUUUGAGUCGAACAAGAAAAUAUUAUUAAUUGGAAGUUUGUACAAAAUAAUAUUAAAAGUAAUUCCUUUUAAGUAACGUUUAUUAUACAAAAAAAAAACCAAUAACAAAAAUAUAAACGGGAUUCAUUUUUUCUAAUAAGUAUUUUUCAAAAAUUUAAACGCAGAGUGAAAGAUUACGUUAGGACCAAGGGCCCAAAGUCCCUGAAAACUUCUAUGUUUAUUUUAAUAAGUUACAGGGGAGAAAAACUAAGAAAAUUUAGUGUGAUUUUUAGUUUCAAAUAUGUCAAACUUUUUAUUCAUUCUAAGGGACUUUUGGCCCUCGGUAAUAAAGUAAUCUUUUAGUCUGCGUUUAAAUUUUUCAAAAAUACUUAUUAGUUUUCUCAGAAUUCGAAAAAAAUGAUUACAUUUAAAAUACAGGCGUCAAAAUUUUGCAUUUUGUUCCUUUCCCCUUAAAGUUUGUCGCACUUAUUUAGAAACACCCUGAAUUGAUAAAGAACAAAUCUAGUUAUUAAACAUAAGCGAAUUAAUCCAAAAAAACAGAAUGUUAAGAAAACCGGAGUCUAUAGUUGGGUUUUAAUUUCAGUAUUUUAUAAAUGCCCGGUACACCAUAAAAAUUUAACUGGUUAGCAACAAUGUUAUUACAGCGGUAUUGUUAAAGAAUUAGGCUAUAACAUAUUAAAAAAAUCACUUGAAUCUGCCAACAGGUUUAGGAAAUAUAAGACAUUAAAAAUGACAAAAUUUUUAAGUGGACGGAUUUCUAUAUGCACGCAAGAUUAUAUAAAAAUAUAUAUAUUGAACUAAAAUCAUCUUAAUAACAUACCUUUUAAUGUUCUUUAUAAUUUGGAGCACGAAAUAUUGUAAAAUAUUUCAGUUUCUCUGUAAAUACAGUAAAAAUUAUUUAAAAACAAAUGAGAACUGUCAGAAUUAAUCGGUCUGCCAAUAGAUGUUGCCAAGUUUCAACUUCAUGGCUUGUAAAGUAAAGGUGGCUAUGGCCUAGCUCUACAGCUAUGUCCAUUUGAGAACAUUACUUAAUCCACAAGACCAAUAAUAUUUACCCGUUGUAAGUUCUAUAACCCCACAUGAGGCAUAUUUUCGUUUUUGAACGCAAAAGUUAGUUUAUUUAUUUUCGUUCAAUUUGCAACUCAAGCAAAUAACCUAUACCGUACCGAGCUGUACUAUCUGAUUGCCUUAUAGAUUUGUUUAUUUUCAAUAAAAAGCUUUAUUCUUCGCAACAAUAACAGUUUUUUUUUCAAAAAAAAAAUAAAUUAAUACCGAAUAUAGGAAUAUAUACCGAAUCAUAAUAGCCGAAAUACAUGGUGAUUCCAUAUAAGUUUAGGUGUGUGUAUGUACUUAAAAGUUAUUUUAAAACGCAUAAACUGCAAGAUCUUAAAAAAUAAUUUCACUUAACACUAUGGCAUAUAUGAUGAGCAAUCUGUACCUAAUAUUUGUUUUGUUUCUUUUUUUUUAUAUUCUGUUAAUAAAAGCUUCUGCUACAUCUGUGUCGAAAAAUGGGAAAUGUAUUGCAAGGUAUUGUUAGUGAGAAUGUCAUCAAUCGUGAUAUUUUACUUGCUUUAUACAAUAUAAUGAAGGUCCAGAGGUCCACUAGACUUAAGUAAGACAUAAUUGUAGCAUUAAUUUUUAAAUAAUGUCCGCUGGAAGGAAAGUGCAUGAGAACAAGUGUUUCGGCUUUAUUAAUUUUUCUUAUGCAAUUUUAUACAACUUGAAAAUUGGGCUAAAGUCCUCAAAACGGGGUCGGAGUUUAAUCUGAAAAGGUUGAACCUUUUCACCGAGUCCACUACAGCUCGGAGAGGUAACAAAUCGCUGCGCUGUUGCCAAAUCUACGGAAUGAAACACAUUUUGUUCUUUCUUGAUAAUUACCGACUGAAUAUUAUUUAUUGAACAUUUAUUAUCGUAAAUUUAUUUAAAAAUGUACAUAUAAUAAUUACAAUGGGUGAUUGUAUUUCAAACCAUUCAAUUUUGGAUCAAAAUAACUUUUGGAUCUUCGAUUUGUCUGAAACUUGGUAGGUAUACUUAUACCAUAUGUGGAACGUAAAAAUAAGCUCGGACUGAAGCAUUUAAGUCCGAACAGCCUUCUUUUUUUUUCUCUGGAAAUAUCAUUUUUUGCGAUUUUAUAGUGAUUUGGUAUUUAUUUAAAUAAAUUAGUAUAUUUUAUCAUAAAGUAUCAAUAAAAAACAAUGUUUUAAUAGAGUAGACAUAAACAUGUCAUUAUAAGGCAUUAUAACAAGUUAUUUUGAUUCAAAACAAGUUUUUUAUCAAAUUUUAGUGUAGAAAACAUUAAAAUGCCGUUUUUUUACAUGUUCCUCCAUUCCCAAAAUAAAUCAUAUUCGAUUUGGCUGAAAAUUUGACCAUAUAUAGCCAAAACACAGGACUGUAAGCGAUUAAAAGGAUUUUUAUAGUUUUACAAUAAAAAAAAGUUACAUGCAAUCAUAUCAGAGUCACGCCAAAAGUUAUUUUGAUCUAAAGUUGAGUGGUUUGAAAUGGAAUCACCCCUUAUAAUUAUUAUACGAUAUUUUUAAAUAAAUUUACGAUAAUAAAUGUUCGUUAAAUAAUAUUCAGUCGGUCAUAAUCAAAAAAGAACAAAAUUUAUUUCAUUCCGUAGAUUUGGCAACAGCGCAUCGAUUUGUUACCUCUUGGAGCUGUGCUGGUCUCUGAAAAGGUUUGACCUUUUCAGAUUAAAUCUCCGACCCCGUUCUGAGGACUUUAGCCGAAAAUAAUUCUACACCCAUGAUUGUAAUAUAAAAAGGUAUCUACACAAAAAAUUUUAAAACAAAAAUUUUUUAAGUUAUAUUUUAUAUUUUUUUUUACUUAACACAUUGAUCGCCAUGUUAGACAUAUAUGGCCGACAUCAACAACGCUAAUUAGGUCACAUCUGUCAUAUAUGUCCGACCAAGAUUUUUCUUGUGUUCAUAUAGCGAUGCGUCACUCAUAUUUGAAUGACACAAUGCAUAUUUCAGCAUUAGACGUGGCCUCAUACAAAGCACAUGUAGCCAAAUUUCAGUUGAAAUAAAUAAACAACAUUUGUAUUAAAAACAAAAAAUUUAUUUGUUCAUCCAAAAUAAAAUGCAAAAUACUCAAUUGAGUUUAUGAUUCCAAAACAUUAUUCUUCUUCUUCUCCUUCUUAUAUUAGGCCUCUUGGCCUGUUCUUAACCGAUUUUGAGCUUGUAUUCGUAGCUUUGAUGUUGACUGCCAGCUAUCUCGCCACCUUUUAAAGGGCCUUCCUAUUGGUCUCUUGCCUGUUAGCUUCGAAUCCCUUGCUAUACGGGCUAUUCUCUCGCUGUCCAUUCUCGUCACAUGCUGAUUUCACUCUCUUCGUCUCUGUCUUCCCCACCGUACUAUAUCUUGUAUGUUACAGAGAUCUCUUAUUCUGGCGUUCGAUAUUCUGUCUCUGUGUUUUCCCAGUUAUUGACCUCAGCGUUCUCAUUUCUGAUGUUCUCAGUAUCCUCUUGGUUUCUGCUGUGUCACAUCUUGUUUCUAUCGCGUACGUCAGGAUCGGUCUUACACAUGAUUUGAAUAUGCGUACUUUCCCUUCCAACCUCAUAUCUUUGUUUCUCCAGAUGACAUCCCUCAGACAUCCUGACACGUAAUUGGCUUUAUUUGCUUGCUUUCGGACGCUCUCUUUAACAUCUCCAUAACUACAUAUUUCGAUUCCCAGAUAUUGGAAUCUCGAGACUUGUUCAAUUAGUUCGUUGUUAAUUACUAAUUUGCAUCUUAUGGGUUCCCUUGACACUACCAGGGAUUUUGUCUUGGCUGUUGAUAUUUUCAUGUUGUAGUUUCAAAACAUUCAAAACACAAAUAGUUGAAAGGUACAAUUCGGGCAGUAUGUGUAUACUCUUUUUGCUUUGUUUCGGGCAACAUGUUGCCGUUCGUCUUCUUUCAUCUUGGCGUUACAAGAGACAUCCUUUUUUGUUUGCAAGAAAUGUAUUUUACUUAGGUUGAGAGCCUUUGUUAGUAUCUUCAUUGUAUUUAAAACAUCUUGUACCAUUUUUCCUUAAAUAAUAAUAUUUUCGUGGACUUUAUUUGAGUUUUAGAGCCUGUCGGACUUUAUGCAACCUUAUAAGUUAGAUGCAUUUACAAUUGAAAUUGUAAGCAUUUGCUUAAUGUAGAAGCAAAAGUGUAUAGUUGGUUGGACACAUCAGUUCCUGGUUGCGAGACAUUACUAUUGAAGCUAUACUGUUUUGAUAAAGGACCCCACAACACUCCUUAUGGAAAAGUGGUCCCGGUCAAAUUUAACGAAAGUUUGGUCAAUGAUACUUCUCGAUGUGUAGAUUAAAAAAGUCCGUGGGACCUGGGCCUGAAUAAUUACUAUUCUCGAGCUACAGCCUUCUGAAGUUAUUGGAUUCGAGUGCUCGGUUUACGUUAAGUGCAUUAAUUCACGGUCAAGUGAACGAAAAUAUUUAUUAUUGGAAGAAAAGUGACUCAUUUUCUUCAUGCAUACUUGCAUGUUGUAUAUGAAUUCGUGGUCAAAAAUAGAUGCAUCGUAUUUAAGUCUUCAGAAAACCUCCGAAAAUUCCUCAGAAAACUAAAGAAGUACGAUAUAAAAUGUGCUGCUAGAGCGAUAUAAGAAUUAGCAUGUUUUCAUUCAUGCUUCACAGUUAUGCAAUAACAGCAAACCUGCAGUUCCGCCUUAUCUUUAGAAAACUACUGAACAGUGUCGGAUCUAAGGGGAAUUCCCCCAGUAACACGGUCCAGAACAAAAGAAAAAAUUGUUGAAACAUAAAAAAUACAUUAGCUGACAUGAAACUUGUCCCGCAUAUCAGAUAAGACAAGUAGAGAACAUGGACUUGAUCUCAAUACGAAAAAAAACAAAGUACCUGGUAGUUAGUAAACGCUAAAUAUUGCAAAUAGUGCACCAGCAAUACGGUAAAAAUCAUUUAGUUCUUUUGCAUGUUGCAUGUUCAUAGAAUUGGCAAAGAAUUUAGAGAUAAUGGUCUCUAUGGUACUCUACUUGUCUUUUAUAUGAUAUAGGGGACAAGUUUCAUGUCAGCUAAUGUAUUUUUUAUGUUUCAACAAUUUUUUCCUUAGUUCUGGGCCGUGUUAAGCAGGCCGCGCUGGCUCAUUUAUUUCCAUGUAGAUAUAGCAAAAUCUGCCGAUUGCUCUUAGCCGAGCCGAUCGCUCUAUGCCGAUUCAGUGCGUGGUCUGCUUUACGGUGGGAAUCCCCCAGAGAUCCACCACUGUUCAGUAGUUUUCUAAAGAUAAGGCGGAACUGCAGCUUUGCUGGUAUUGCAUAACUGUUAAGCAUUAAUGAAGACAUGAUAAUUCUUAUAUCGCUCUAGCAGCACAUUUUAUAUCGCAUUUCUUUAGUUUUCUGACGAAUUUUCGGAGGUUUUCUGAAGACUAAAAUACGACGCAUCUAUAUUUGACCACGAAUUCCAUAUACAACACGCAAGUAUGCAUGAAGAAAAUGAGUCUCUCUUCUUCUAAUAAUCAAUAUUUUCGUUCACUCGACCGUGAAUUUGUGCAGUUAACGUAAACCGAGCACACGAAUCCAAUAUCUUCAGAAGGCUGUAGCUCGAGAAUAGUAGUUAUUCAGACCCAGGUCCCAUGGACUUUUUUAAUCUACACAUCGAGAAGUAUUAUUGACCACUUUCGUUAAAUUUGACCGGGACCACUUUUCCAUAAGGAGUGUUGCGGUGUCCUUUGUUUGGUUGAUCAAUAAGAUGUUAUACUACCAUAUUUGACUAACCCAUCCAAAUUAGACGACCAAGAAAUUGUCAUAUUCCUUGAUUAGUUGUCGAAACCCAUUGUUUCAAGCAACUCCAUUGUAAUAUAAGUGCUGUUUUCAUUUGCGCUUCAACAUAUUUAUUUGUCUGAUCGCCCAAAAUUUAUAACCUCAUCAUCAAUAAACAAGCAUGUUUCGUAAGCCGAUAUAGUAUUCGGUACAUUUACCGGUAGGUCAUGCUUUCCUGUAAAAGGAAAAUCUUUGUGACGAUCCUCGAAUAAAUUACAAUUGAGUAUAUCUUAAUAGUUUUCAAUUCCGAUGCGAAUCGUCAUUUAUUUUGUCUUCACUUUCUUGAUUUUGUUCAACUUCAAUAUCUUGCAGUAUUGAUUCAAAAAUUUCUACAGAUUCUUCUAAAUCUAAUUACUGGUCCGAUGAUACCCAAUUUGGGUCGUUCCAAAGAAUCGUCAUGAGUCGUAGUCUAAACAUCUCAUAUCACUUCCAGUACUAUCACUUUCUUCUAGUAAUGCUUUUAAUUCGUGGAGGGAUUUCUCUUUCCUCUAGUUCUUUUUCAAUUCCCUCCCUCCAGCUUCUUCUCAGCCUUCCUCUUUUCCUUCUCCCUUGUGGUGUCCGCGUCAAAAUCUGUUUAGGGAUUCUGUCAUCUGGCAUUCUCUGUACAUGGCCGUAUUUUUUUUACCGUAUGACUUGUUUUGUUUUUAUGUCAUCAAUUAUUGUGUGACUCACAUCAUUUCUCGUAUUCUCUCAUUUGGUAUCCGAUCACUUCUUGAUUUGCCUGCUGCUCUUCUCCAGAAGUCCAUUUCUAUUACUAGUAACAUUUUCUCUGUUCUUAGUUUCAGUGGCCAAACUUCACUGCCAUAUAUGUGAUUAUACUUUUAAGUAUGGUAUUGUAUAUGAGCUGUUUGUUCGCUUUAGAUAUUGUCUGGUCCUACAUAAUGCCGUUCAUCAUGGAUAUGGCUUUUCUACCCUGUAUGUUUCUGUCUUUUAUAGCAGCUUCGAGUGUUCCAUCUUGAUUUAUCUUCAUGCCCAGGUACUUGUAUUCAUCACAGUGUUUAAUUUCUACCCCAUCGUCUAAUGUAAUGGACUGCUUUGUCCCUCCGAUACACAUGGCUUCAGUUUUCAUAAUGUUGACUUCUAGACCCCAUUUGUUAUAUUGUUUUAUUAGCUUCCGUGCGUUUAACGCAAAUCGUCAUGAUCCUGAGCAAUCAGGAUAUGGUCAUCAGCGAAACAUAAAGUGUAUAGUGUUGUUUCGUCGUUGAGAGGGAUUCCCAUGCCAUUACAUUUUCUUUUCCACAGCUUGUAACGGGUAGCUCUUUUAAGACGACAGAAUCAGUAAAACACAGGUUAAAAAAUAAAGUAAAUAUAUUUAAGAUAAUUAUAUACAGUUUAAAAUGAAUAAAAUAAAAUAUAUUUAUAUCUUCUGCAAAUGAAAAGCAAUAUCAUACUUCUUACUGCCAUCCGAACAUAAUAUUAAACUGAUACGAUAAACAAUACAAUAUAUACAAUAACAAUUUCGCUACGUUAAAUCAACAUAGCCAUAUAUCCCGACUCGGAGACACCGCAUUUCACUUCAAUGCGACACGGUUGAACAGCGACACGCAGUCACUCGUUCCUCGCCACUACCGCCUACUGUGGUAACGGUUACAGUUCCAUCUCAAAUACGGUGCAUCUCUGCCAAUCGAGCUAUUGCUAAUUCAACACGUUAGCAACAACUGAUUUUCUCAUUCUCCUGGCUCGUCUUAAAUAUGCGCUCGAUGCCACUUCUCCUUCAGUCUUUUUUCCCCCAGCGGUGUUAUGAAGAAGGAAUGCGCCAAUACGGACACUCCUACGGUCUUCUCUGGUAGACCAGCUCAUCGCUUGCCGUGGUAUCAUAUCGUUACAAGCUUAAGUGCUUGUUCCAGAUAAAUUUUGAAAAGGGUAGGCGAAAUACAGCAACACUGCUUCAAUCCUUCCGUGACGUUAAAUCCCUGAGACAUCCUUGAUCCAGUUUUAAUUUUUGCACUCGUUCCAUUAUACAGACUUUGGACUGCUUUGAUAAUCAUGUUUAAUGUUGGUUUGCUGUAGGGUUGACCAUAGUUUGCUGAGGGGCACACUGUCAUAUGCUUUUUGUAAGUCUACGUACACCAGAUGAACAGACAUCAUUUUAAAAAUAUGUUUCUCUACGAAAUAUGAUAUGUGUUACAAAUCCUGAUACUGGUUGGUUAAAUUAAUAAACGUAAUUCCAAAUUGUAACUGUAAUAAAAGUUAGUCUCCACGUUAACAAAAAUAAACAGAAUAAUUCAACUUUGACAUUACGAAUUGUCGAUGUUACGAACUGUUGCCGUUACGAAUUGAUGGCGUUACCAUUUGUGAGGUUACGAACUGUCGCGUUACGAGAUGUUUCGUCACGGAAAUUAUACACCCAGGCUAGCUCUGGCGAUCAGUGUGUUAAAAUGCACCAACUAUAAGAGUACUUUGUUAUUUUAAUUUAUUUAUCUUGUUAUAAUCGUUUUAUAAUUCUUAUUGUAUUGUUGUGUAUAUAGGUAUAUAUUUAUUUCAAAAAUAUAUUUUACUAAUCUUGCUCAUAGUUACUAAAGCGCGAAUGGGAAAUAUGAUAAAGAAGUAAAUUAUUUGGAGAAAUAAUUUAGGAUUUGAAAGAAGAUACUAAUUGAUAAUAUUUGAAUAAAUGAACUCCUAAAAAAAGUCUGUUAAACUACUGACUGUUUAUACACGGUGGUCUUUUAGUAAAGAGAUAUGGCAACUACGUACCUCUUCCCUAAAGUAUCUUUAUAAACGAUUCCCUAAAGUAGAAAAUAAGAUAGUACAUAAUUUAUUUAAAGAAAAAUAUUAUGUUAUCUGUAUUGGCUUAUCGUGUAGUGGAUAUGCAAAAAAAUUUCUAUUUACCAUUUCUAGUUGCACUAAGUACCCCUCAACUAAAGAUUAUGGAACUAAACAAAUAUGUAAUAAUGUUCAUUUGACGUUUUUUAAUAUCAAUAAUUGGUUUCAGACAAGCUAGGCCGAUAUAUGUUAAUAUAUGAUUACGUAGUAGUCUAUUUUCCAUUACUAAUGGACAAUUAUGUAUAAGACUACUAUAAGUUAUGUUAAGAUCUCUUCUAUACUAUUAAGAAACGUAUUUUUGUACAAUUUCUAUUGUAAUAAUGAAUACCAGAACUAUACUUCUAAAUGUUCACUCUUUUUUCUUAUAUACAUACCUUGAAGUACUUUUAUUAUACAAUAUAGAGAAGACCGCUACGCUACUGGUUGAUGCAUAUUUUGUUCUUUUAAGAUAGUACCAAGUUUUUCAGCCUUUCGAUAUAGUUCUACUAAUAAUAGUUUCUGCCUCUCAGUACCUCUACGGCUUAUACACUGCGCGUCAUAGAAAACGGGCACCCUAAAAAAUGGGUCAUUUUUGAUGUCGUGUAUCUCCUAAACCUGUUGUCCGAUUUAAGUGAUUUUUUGAAUAUGUUAGGUAUAGCCUUAUUCUUUGUCAAUAUCGCUGUAAAAAUAUUUUCGCUAAACAGGUAAAUUUUCAUUGUAUACCGGGUGUACGAAUCAAACUGUGUUUUUUUCUCAAAAUUCGCAACACCCUGUGGAAUAUUCUAGCAUUUAUAAAAUACUGAAAUUAAAACCCAAUUAUAGCCUCAGGUUUCCUCAACAUUCUGUUUUUUGAUUCAUUCGCUUAUGUUGGAUAAUACAAAAGUUAGGUACUUGUAACAACUAGCCAUGUUCUUUUUCAGUACAGGGUGUUUCUAAACAAGUGCGACAAACUUUAAGGGGUAAUUCUGCAUUAAAAAAUAAUGACAGUUUGCUAUAUAAUCGUAUGUCCGCAAAUGCUUCGUUUCCGAGAUACGGGAUGUUGAAUUUUUUCUUACAAACUGACGAUUUAUUUAUUGCUUUAAAACCGGUUGAGAUAUGCAAAUGAAAUUUGGUGGAUUUUAAGACGUAGUUGUUGCACAUUUUUGACAUACAAUUAAGAAUUUUAUAUUUUCCAUUGGCGUGCAUAUGGGUAAUAUUAUCAGUCAUAUUACCCGUAUGCACCUCAAUAGUUAAUAUAAAAUUCUUAGUUGCAUGUCAAAAAAUUCACAAUAACUAUCUCUUAAAACCUACCAAAUUUCAUUUGCAUAUCUCAACCGGUUUUAGGUAAUAAAAUAAGUGAUCAGUUUGUUAAAAAAAAUUCAACAUCCCGUAUCUCGUAAACGAAGCAUUUACGGACAUAAGUUUAUAAAGCAAACGGUCAUUAUUAUUUCAUGCAGAAUUGCCCCUUAAAGUUUGUCGCACUUUUUUACAAACAACCUAUACUGAUGAAGAACAUGACUAGUUGUUAAAGUACAUAACUUUGGUAUUAUCCAACAUAAGAGAAUUAAUCAAAAAACAGAAUGUUAAAAAAACCUGAGGCUAUAGUUGGGUUUUAAUUUCAGUAUGUAUUUUAUAAAUGCUAGAAUAUUCCACAGGCUGUUGCGAACUUUGAGAAAAAAACACAGUUUGAUUCGUACACCCGGUAUACAAUGAAAAUUUACCUGUUUAGCAAAAAUAUUAUUACAGGGAUAUUGACAAAGAAUAAGGCUAUAACAUAUUCAAAAUAUGUAUCACUUAAAUCGGACAACAGGUUUAGGAGAUACACGACAUCAAAAAUGACCCAAUUUUAGAGUGCCCGUUUUCUAUGAUGCGCAGUGUAUGUAUAUGAAAGAAUAUGUCGGACGAUUGGCCUCCUUGUCUUUGCCAAUAGAUCAUUUUGCAUAAAAAUAAUUUAUUUAAAAUAUAUCUUAUUUUUUAUAUACAUUUCGUUGAUUUGUCGCUUUUACAAGGCAUGUGCCUGCACUUUGGAAUUCAAAAAACUGAUUUCCAGAGGUUUCCUCUUGUGACCAAGACGACAAAAGUAGAAAUGCAAUUCUAUACUUUACUAUUUGUUUGCAACUGCCAGCUCAAUACAAAUGCAAAUCUUCACUAAUCUGUAAACAGCACUACAGCAGGUAAAGUGGUCAAACUAAAAUCACUCAAAUUAAUAUCCUCUAUACUAAAUUUACAAUCAAGAUGCAGUAGAAAUAAACAAACCAAGACACGUUAAAUGCUACUAGGAGCACUCCCGAAUCAUAAUUUACAAUGUAUAUACAUUGUAAAUCCCAAAUAAUGAUUUAUAAAGUUUAUACAUUGUAAAUUAUGAUUCGGGAGUGCUCUAGUAGCAUUUAACGUGUCUUGGUUUGUUUAUUUCUACUGCAUCUUGAUUGUUACAUAUUCCCAGUAUGGGGUAUGUUAACAUACCCCGUUCACAUAGAGAUAUCAAUACAAACCUAUGGAUUAUAUACCUAACAGGUCUGAAAAAUCAUGGGUCAGUGUUGGGAGAAUCAAAAAGGGGCAGAUUCAUAAUGUUAAAUAAAAUUAAUGUUAAAGCCGAUCCAUCUUAUUGCUAUCUAACAUUUAAGUAAUGUAAAUAAAUUAAAAACUUACUGAUUUACUUAUAAAUUAUGGAUUUUCGUCUCUUCCUCUUCUUCUGUGGUCAGAUUCGUGGUCCGGCCCGAUUGGAGUGAGUAUAUAUUGACAAGAUUUUUCAAUGAUAUUAUCAACGGUUCACAAUCUUUCUUAAUUUUUUUACGUGGUUUACGCCAUUGGUCCAGUUAUCUUUCGUUACGUUUUUUUAUGGAAUUUAAUAAAAGUUGUUUGGCAUCCUUCAAUUUAAAAGUUGUAUUCUGUCUGGCCACUUCACCUUUUACUCGAGUCCAUAUUAACUCUAUUGGAUUUAGUUGACAAUGAUAAGGUGGCAAACAGAAUACCGUUAUUCCUUUUGUUCUUGCCAUUUCGUCAAUGACAUAUUUUUUAUAAUACGAUAUAUGCUGCCUUGUAUUCGUAAUAUGUAAUUCCGUUUUAAGCAUAGUCUGAUCAUUAUUUUGCGUUGGAGCCAGUCACACAUAUCCAUCGUUUGCAUGAGACUGUCGGUAACUUUUCCACUAAUUUUGAGUAAUUAUUACCAGCAUUAUUAGGUAGAAAAUUCAAUACCUACCUGAGAACAGUAAUCCUCAAAAACAUCGGAGUUCAUUUCUUCACGGCAACCUUUAGUGUUUAGUGGAUUUUGAAACGAACUCAAAUAAACCAUUCUCCACAAAACCAUGUUCGCUACCAAUGUGUGUGAUUAUUAAUAUUCGAUCCUUUUCUACGGGAGCAUUUAAACCAGCAGAAUAUCCUUCUAGAAAGGCUUGUCAGAUAUUGCCUUCGCCAACAAACAAUUUCUUCGGUAUCGUUCAAUAUACUUUUUUUCUUUGAUUUCCAUAGCAAAAACUGAUUUUUUUAAGUAAUUUCCAUAACUCUGCAAAAGUGAGGAAAAUUAUUAUCUGUAAUAUUGUAUCCAAUGUAGGAAUCUGAUUGUUUAAAGAGAACGAAUGAACUUUUCUCCGAAGGAAGCUUCUAUGAAAGUCAUCAAUUUCCAUUGGUUGUUUUCCUUCAUGUCUUUUUGGCUCAGUAAUAUUUCGUUGUUUCUUCCACUUGAAAAUCUGUUAAUGGUUUCUUUCACUAACACGUGGGAUACCGGAGCACAUAGUCACUACAUUAGGUUUGUUUCAACCCGUCACAUUGCCAUUCUUGAAUGGUUACGAGGAUGCGCAGUAACGAAAAAUACGUUACUGCGCAUAAUUUUACGUUAUUGCGCAUGCGCGUAACGAUACAAGAACGGAAAUGUGACGUGUUGGAACAAACCUAUUAUUAACCGUUGUUAAAGAUUGUUAAUGAAGAAGGGAGUCAUGAACAUUAAACACAAGAGUUUUUUCUUUCAGAGAUAACGCGCGGUUUUUUAACCUCUAUUUGAAGAUUUGCAUAUGCAAUGAGCUGCCAGUUGUGAACAAAUAGUCUUUAAUCAUUCUAAAUACUACUAAAAGCUUGCAACCAGCUACGAUCCUCUCUAAACUGCGAAAAGUAUUUUUGGGUAUACAGGUUUAACUGCGAUAUUAUGCUGUACUUAUAUUCCUAAAAAGUAUUGUUUAAUAGUUUUUAAUAGUGGCAGCCCUGUUAUGUUAUACAUAUAUUUGUGCACGUGUAUACUGUAUAUCAGUAAAUGUUAUUUGAUUUGUACAUUUUUGCGCUCAUACAUAUUGUCGGAUAUUAUUUACCACUAUGUCUCAAUCACUAUCACCAUAUAUCGGAAAUAUUUAUUUUUGUUUUUAUUGAAUAAAAGUUGUUUUGUAAUAUAAA
Messenger RNA from Diabrotica virgifera virgifera (western corn rootworm), 19026 nucleotides. Its product is annotated as ceramide glucosyltransferase-B. NCBI's taxonomy places the organism in Eukaryota, Metazoa, Arthropoda, Insecta, Coleoptera, Chrysomelidae. Gene Ontology annotation, molecular function: ceramide glucosyltransferase activity. Gene Ontology annotation, cellular component: membrane. Gene Ontology annotation, biological process: glucosylceramide biosynthetic process. The transcript is spliced from 7 exons. The coding region runs from base 222 to 1433 and encodes 403 amino acids. The record is from RefSeq and is a predicted model, not a curated record.